AUGUCCUCGCUCAGCCAGCAGCCACUUGGAACGGAACACAUCAAGAUGUGUGACCAGUACUCUGAUUCCCAACUCUCACUGAUCCUUAAACGUUAUCUUGAUCCCGGAUACAUUCUAUCACUCCCUGAUGCUGUGAGCUUAAUCUACCGAAUGUUUCCCGAGAAGACCGAUGCAUCAAGGGGAUCAAAUAUGGAUCGUGGUCUCUUUGAAAACGAUAUCCUACAGAUUGCUGCAAAAACUCCCUACAAUGAUAGAGCACAAUCUCGUCUCGCGAAGCUUGUUGGCUAUUUGAUAAACUCGCAAAAGUUGAGUGAUUGGGUGACUGAACCAAAGGGAUACACAAUCCACAAGCCAUGGGAGAACAUUCGCAUUACCUUGAACAACGGGUAUCCCUGGAAGUCUGAGCGGUAUGGCACGGGAAACGCUCAGUUAAAUCUGCACGCAUUCGUAGCGCGCUUGGCAUGUCUCGGGGCACUUUUCCCUAUCGAUGCCCCUUGGCCAAUCUGGACAUUGCGCGAUGCUCUCGAAGAAGACCAUGACGGCCGAUGGGAUGAGAUGUAUGUCAGCUCCGCGGCUAUGUGGAUUAUUUGUGCUGGCCAGUGGGUUUUCAACCAGAUCGGUUUGUAUUCCUGGCCUCAACCCAAAGGUUGGCACGAGGCUAUGUGGUCGCGAGGUUCGCUCUACGAGGGCCCUCUUGCUGGGCUAGAGCGGUGGAACUUCUGGCAAGCUCGUUUUGUGGAAGCUGCAAACAAUCGUUCGAUUUCUGGUGAAUGUAAAGGGCAUGCUCACAAAGCCAGCGAGCUUAUGAAAUCUCUUGUACUCAAUUCGAUGUGA
Talaromyces amestolkiae is the source of this 834-nucleotide messenger RNA. RefSeq lists its product as uncharacterized. The record is from RefSeq and is a predicted model, not a curated record. Bases 1 to 834 code for a protein of 277 amino acids. Lineage: Eukaryota; Fungi; Ascomycota; Eurotiomycetes; Eurotiales; Trichocomaceae. The transcript has 3 exons.